UCUCUCUCUCUCUCUCCUGGGGCUGGACCAGAGUCUCUUUCGCACGGAGCCUCACCGGGGAAACUCCGACAUCUUUUCUGACCAGAAGUUGGCAAGGAAGACGAAGCUGUCACAGAAGUCCCUUCUUCUUCUUCUUCACCGCGGAGCUGCAUGGAUGUGAAAGCGGGCUCGGGGCUGUCGGUGCCGAGUUAGGAGGAAAUGCGUGCCGUGCCAGGCCAGGGCGAGGACGGAGCGGGGAUGUCUUCGGGCUAACAGCGCUAAAGUCAUCUGGACCACUACACACGGAUUACUUAGCACGUCAGUCCGCCGCCGAAGCACCAUCUUUACUGUUGUCUGUAGCACUUCGCACGGUUGUUGUCAGUGAGCACGUCGGUGUGAAACCAGAAACAACAACAGACACACGAGGACGAAGAAGCGAAACAAAACAAAACUCUGCUUCUCGCUCAUUAUUCAUAUAAAACCAACGUGUUUAUCCCCGAGCCGUGGCUCGACGUGAAGCUAAGCUAGCUGUGCAGCACAACAACACGAAGCUGGAUGCCCAGAGCCCGUGGUCACCGACACAACCGACGAGCUAAUGUCCACGACAUGUUCGGACCAAGUGGCAGGGUUGUGAUUUGUUAGCUUAGCCUAGCAUGGGGACCAACAUGGCUACGAACUAAUCAACAGAGAGAGAUAAGAGAAGGUGUGAUACCAGGUCUGAUUCCAGCCUCACAACUUCAGACUUUCAGUUCCUGGCACCAACACCCCCCCACCCAGUGUGUAUCACAACAGCAGCUCGACCAUGGAGGGGAACGUGCAGCAGCAGCAGAAAGCGACCCCUUUGUCCCGGGAGCUGACGAGGACAUGCAACAUCUACAACAAGCACUCCGUCCAGCUGAAGAAGAACCUGAAGGAGACCAACGCAUUCUUCCGGGAGAUCAGGCAAAACUACAGCAAUGUCUGUGCAUCCACCAUGAGCUCGGACUCAGCUUCUCUGGAGGCAGGCCAGUUUAGCUGCAUCUCCUUCCCGAGCCAUGAGGAAGAGUUUUUACGCAACACAGUCGGCGCUACCCCGUACAUCCUGGUACUGGGCCAGGACUGUACCGCCCGCUACCAGCUGCUCAAUUGCCUCCUGGGGGAGAGGCUGCUACCGCUGGGCCCCGAGGCCGGGGAGGCUUGUGAAGGAGUCCAGGGCACUGUCUGCAAGAGGCGAAAGCUGUGUUUUACCCAUGGGAGACAGACACGGCUCAGCUUGGCUCUGCCCGGCCAGUAUGAACUGGUACACCAAUUGGCAGCGAACUGUGGCCGCUGGGAUACAGUUCCAAGGGAGGACCUGGAGAUCCAUGAGGAGUGUGAGGACCCAGCACACAGGCUGGCAGAGCUAGAGAUCACCCUGCACCACCCACUGCUACAGGAAGCAAAGGUCAUGGUGGUGCCUUGUCCAAGUGUCCAGCCCAUUGAAGAGGCCCUGGAAGACUGCACUCGCAGUGUGAUCCCCAUCAUACUCUACGCCAUCAACCAGGACUCCCUUACUACAGAGCAGGUGGCUGAGCUCUGGAAGGUCAAAGAGCUGCUCUCCUUUCCCGUCUGUUUUAUUCGUAUCCCUCACACCAUUCCAGCAGCCUCCCCAGAACCUGGCCGCCAUGCAGAGAAGGAGAAAGACAAAGAGAAGAGUGCCCUCCACAAGCAGCUGCUGUCCCUCGGGUUCCUCAGUAGCCCGUCAGCAAACUGCACCUGUGGUGCCCCUACACAGGUGUCUGCCCCAGGUGCCAAGCCCCAAAGCACGCUGGGCGAGGGUUUCGAAAGACUGCAUCGGUUGGUGGUGCCAUUCACUCGCCAAGUGCUUCAAAACCAGCAAGUGGAGGCUGCCAGUCUGCUUAACGGGUUACAUUGUCGAUGUCUCGAUCUUUUCAUCAACCAGGCCUUUGACAUGCAGAGGGACCUGCAGAUAACACCACGCAGGCUGGAGUACACUCGUGAGAAAGAGGCUGAACUGUUCACCUCCCUUAUGGCCAUUGCUAACCGCAAACAGGAGGAGAUGAAGGAGAUGAUUGUGGAGACACUCGGCAGCAUGAAGGAGCAGCUACUGGAGGACGCCGCCAACCUGGAGUUUACAGACAUCAUUGUAACAACGAAUGGAGAGCCUGUUACGUCCAAGGAGAUCAAAUCUUGCAUCCACCAGAUCCAGGAGCUGAUAGUGGUCCGUUUGAAUCAGGCUGUGGCGAAUAAGCUGAUCAGCUCUGUGGAUUAUCUGAGGGAGAGCUUCGUAGGAACUCUGGAACGAUGCCUCAACAGUCUUGAAAAGUCAAACAUGGACUCCUAUGUUCACAAUGUCACCUCCAAUCAACUCAACCAGUUAUUAAAUGCUGCCUAUCAUGUGGAGGUCACCUUUCAUUCAGGAUCCUCUGUCACACGAUUCGUCUGGGAACAAAUCAAACAGAUAAUCCACAGGAUAACAUUUGUGAACCCUCCUGCCAUCACUCCAGAGUGGAAGCGGAAAGUGGCCCAGGACGCCAUAGAAAGCCUCAGUGCUGCCAAACUGGCCCGAAGCAUCUGCUCCCAAUUCAGGACUCGCCUCAACAGUUCCCAUGAGGCCUUUGCAGCAUCACUGCGCCAGCUGGAGGAGGGUCAUACAGGGCGUCUGGAGCGAACCGAGGACCUGUGGCUGCGCGUGAGGAAGGACCACGCCCCUCGGUUGGCCCGCCUGUCUCUGGAGAGCCGCUCCCUACGGGAUGUUCUGCUGCACGGUAAGCCUAAGCUUGGGCGAGAGUUGGGUCGGGGCCAGUACGGAGUUGUGUACUUUUGUGACAGCUGGGGAGGACGCUACCCGUGUGCUUUAAAGUCUGUGGUGCCACCUGACGAUAAACACUGGAAUGACCUGGCUUUAGAAUUUCACUACACGAGGACUUUGCCGAAGCAUGAGCGGCUCGUCGACCUGCACGGCUCAGUGAUCGAUCACACCUACGGAGGCGGCUCCAGCAUCGCUGUGCUGCUCAUCAUGGAGCGGCUGCAUAGAGACCUCUACACAGGCCUGAAGGCGGGUUUAUCGAUGAAGGACAGACUUCAGAUCGCACUGGAUGUGGUGGAGGGGAUCCGCUUCCUGCACAGUCAAGGUCUCCUGCACAGAGACAUAAAGCUAAAAAAUGUUCUGCUGGACAAACAAAACCGUGCAAAGAUCACAGACCUUGGCUUCUGUAAACCAGAGGCCAUGAUGUCUGGGAGCAUCGUAGGAACGCCCAUCCACAUGGCUCCAGAGCUAUUUACAGGAAAGUAUGAUAACUCUGUGGACGUCUACGCCUUCGGGAUCCUGUUCUGGUACCUCUGCACCGGAUCAGUAAAACUCCCAGAAGCCUUUGAGAAGUGCUCCAGCAAGGACCAGCUCUGGACCAAUGUUAAAAAAGGUGCUCGACCAGAGCGGCUGUCCAGUUUCGACGAGGAGUGCUGGCAGCUGAUGGAGGCCUGCUGGAACGGGGACCCCUCCCUGAGGCCAAUGCUCGGUCUCGUGGAGCCCAGCCUGCAGAGCAUCAUGGUCCGGCUCUGCGGCUCGGAACAGAAGCGCAGCGGUCUGGACGACUCGAACUGAAAACACUCAAGACAAACUAACGUGUGUGUGAUAGGGAUUUUGUUCAGAAAAAAAGUAUUUUUGUUGUAUUUAUGAAGACCUGAACAGAUAACUUCUGUUGUGCAGGUGACCAAUGACAAACAUCCUCCUUGUUCACGUCGUUGUUGUUGAAUUUACAUUAUUUAUGAGGAGGUGGUACAAACCAGAAGUUUGCAGAUCUGUGUGUUUUAUUGUUUGUGCAGUGUGUAUUUGUAUACAAACUCUACACUAUGCUUUUGUCAUACCUUCCGUGCUAACUGCUACUUGGUCAUAGGAUUGUAACUAGAUGCAAAUUGUUUUAAAAAGUAGUCCAGUCCCAGUGUUGUGAAAAAAAUAUAAAUAUAUAAAAGAAUAAUUUUAGAUUGUAUUUAAACAUUCCUGCACCUAUACAAUACAUUUUUUUUAAUAAAAUGAUCUGU
This is a messenger RNA of Limanda limanda (common dab), 3999 nucleotides long. RefSeq names its product dual serine/threonine and tyrosine protein kinase (gene dstyk). The record is from RefSeq and is a predicted model, not a curated record. The transcript is spliced from 14 exons. Gene Ontology annotation, molecular function: ATP binding; protein kinase activity. Lineage: Eukaryota; Metazoa; Chordata; Actinopteri; Pleuronectiformes; Pleuronectidae. Gene Ontology annotation, biological process: protein phosphorylation. Bases 782 to 3562 code for a protein of 926 amino acids.